ACUGAGGGCUUACCACUGAGCAGCUGGAUGAUUACUCCAUCGGCUGGGAGGAGGCCGGCUUUCGAGGCACCGGCGACUAUCAGGAGUACGUGCGGACGUACCUGAUGCGUCCCUUGAGCGGCCGUCGAGCAGAGGGGGCCAGGCCUGUAGCAUCGGCGGCUGGGGCCGGAGCGGGAGCAGGGGCUGGAUCUUCGAGGAGGGCCCAGGUCCGUGGUAGGGGCGGAGUGCGGGGAGGACGAGGAGCUGGCUGGCCUGCCCUGCCUGCUGUACUGACUUUCCAGGGGCAGGGUGGGUCGACCUAUCAGAUCCCCUUCGCCCCUCCACCGGCUGGGCAUGAGUUCAUUGACAUCCCCGACCUUCCGCCGGCUUCUUCUGAGUACACCCGUCAGUCGUUGGCGAUGAAUGCCUCGAUGAUGGGGAUGCUCCAGCGGACAUUUGACCCCCUGGCCGUCUACAGCAUACCGGUAUGUCCUUCUGACACUGGCCUCAAACCAUUCAUCCACUGCUUUACAUAAUCUGAUUCAUGGCACAACACCUAAUACACUGAUCUCACAGUAUCUGAACACUGCAUACACUGCAUUCUGCACCGUACCCUAUACUGAUAAA
Molecule: messenger RNA, 606 nt
Organism: Camellia sinensis
Lineage: Eukaryota; Viridiplantae; Streptophyta; Magnoliopsida; Ericales; Theaceae
Source: RefSeq, a predicted model, not a curated record